AAAUUCAAGUCAGUUGAUUAUGUUCGUUUGGUGAGUAAUGAUCUCUGUGCGGUGCGCGUUAAUUGUGGCGAGAAAGGAAAGGCGGUAACGUAGUCUCACUCGGCGAUUCGUCGUUUCCUCGAUCACGAGGACCGAUGUACGAAGUGACCGUCGCGCGACGGUAAAGAGAUUUACAAUCGCAAUACAUGUUACGAGACGAAGAAAAGUGUACUUUUACAUCGGAUAAACAAACAUUCGACGCGAUGCCGGAUGCAUAUGAGAACUUUAAUAUGGCGAUGUUGAUGGGCAACAUUAUCGCAGAUAACGAUGUAGAGCCAUACCUUACGUACAACGAUUUUGCACAAGUACCUAAUACGAAUGUAUUGAGUCCAUACAGCAGUUCUGGAUCUCAGGGAAAUAUGACUGCAUCUCCCAUGUCGUUAUCCUCGUCUCCUCAACAUUUAGAGGAUUAUAUUACUUUUAACAAUAGUUCAUGUAGAUAUGAAGCAAUUGGUGAACCAUACAUUGAGAUUUUGGUGCAACCAGUGGAGAAAUUCAGAUUUCGAUAUAAAUCUGAAAUGGUUGCUACACAUGGAACUUUGUUGGGUGUACCAAAUGGAAAUUCACGAAAAAAAUCUGCACCUACAGUCAAAUUACAUAAUUUUCCAGACAAAGCGAUAAUACGAUGCACAUUGGUUACAUCCGAUGAUGAACUUAGAAUACCUCACGCUCAUAGAUUAGUGAGGCGUGAUGAUGUUUUGACAGAUCAAGAUGAACCACAUGACAUAGAAGUUUCGUCGCAAAACAACUUUACAGCCACAUUUACUAGUAUGGGUAUAAUACACACCGCGAGGAAGUAUAUCAAAGAUGAACUAGUAAAAAAAAUGCGCAAUAAGCUUUUGGAGGAACGCAGACGUGCUAAUAUAAAUGCUAUUAGCAUUCGAGAUGACGCAGAAAUUAAAUCUAAUGCAGAGAUUUAUCAAAAGUCGAUGAAUUUGAAUAGCGUCACUCUCUGCUUCCAAGCGUAUAUUCCAGAUCCUCAUAAUGUUAUAAGAUUUAUCACAGCAUCGGUUUAUAGCAAUCCAAUCAAUAAUUUGAAAAGUGCAUUGACUGGAGAGCUAAAAAUAUGCAGAAUUGACAAGUUUUCUAGCAGUUGCGUAGGUGGCGAAGAGGUGUUUAUGUUUGUAGAAAAAGUCGGCAAAAAAAAUAUAAAAAUAAGAUUUUUUGAACUGAACGAGGAUGAUAUCGAAGUUUGGCACGAUUACGGCCGUUUUUCGGAACUAGAUGUCCAUCAUCAGUAUGCCAUUGUAUUUCGAACUCCACCAUACAAAGAUCAGAAUAUUACUUCUCCGAGAGAAGUUUUCAUACAGUUGGAACGUCCUUCGGAUUCAGAUUGCUCUGAACCAGUCAAAUUCAUGUAUAAUCCUAGCGAUCGGAUGAUGGUUCCAGGUAGAAAAAGGACGCGAAUCUCUCAUUCCAAUAGCACCGAGUUAACACAAAUGAUUGUUAAUCACAAUAUGAAUCCGACAUCGGAUGUGCCUAUGACUUCCAAUGAAAGCACUGAAAUUUCUACAGAAAUAAGAAAGAUGCUGGACAAUGAUAGAUGUUCUUCUAGUGAAUUCCGCGAUUUUCUUGCGAAUAUAGACUUUGAAAAGUAUACAAAUUUAUGGUCUAAUAGCGAGGAAAAUAAAUUAACUUACGACGGACCAUCAAGAAAGCAAGAAAACGACAAAGCGUUUUCCAGAAAUAUUAUUAUUGACACCUUGAAACUAAUCAAAGCAGAGCAAGAUAAAGAAAAACAAAAGGAAAUCAUCAAAAACUCGCUCAAAGAUAGAUCAACCUACGGGGAUUCGCCACUUCAUUCUGCUCUCCGGCAUGAACAAAAGAAUAUUGCUAAGUAUAUCUUGAUGCUUAUGAGCACUCUUCCAAAUUAUAAAGAUCUGGUAAACACUCAGAACAGCUCGGGAAAGACACCGUUACAUUAUGCUGUUACGCAAAGUCAAUCGGAUAUUAUCAAAGUAUUACUUCUGCUGGGUGCAGAUUUGAAUCUUUCCGACAAUUGCGGACAAAUGCCACUGCACUGUGCUGUGAAAUUUCAAGAAACAGGAGAGUGCGUUGAUACUUUGCUCAGUGCAAAAGAUAUCAACAUAGAAGCUCACACAGAUUUAGGAUGGACACCUUUACAUUUGGCUGCCGAAGCGGGCUCGUAUCAUGCAGUGCGAUCUCUUAUUAGAGCAGGUGCAGAUGUAAAUAGUGCCGAUAUGUCGUACGGGAGAACUGUUUUACAUAUAGCGGUCGAAGGAGGACACAGGGAUAUAGUUGAAUUUUUGUUAAAAAAUACCAAAAUAAAUGUAAACCAGAGGAACUUAGGUGGAAAUACGGCGUUGCAUAAUGCAGUCGUUACACCGGGGGCGAAAGCCAAAGAGAUCUGUUCUCUUCUGAUAAGAUAUGGUGCCAAUCCACAUAUAAAGAAUAAUAAUCGUGAGUCAGAAGAAGAAACGGCAGUUGCACCAGUUAUAAAACGUGAAGUGGAUUCCGAAGAUGAAAACAUGGAAGGAUUCUCUGGGCAGUCUUCUUUUGAUUUGGCAUCAAACAAUCCAGAUAUGUUAAAUCUUGUAUCUAGUAAGCAUGACGCAUUGUUGAAUGCAGUUGAUGAAAUUAAAGAAGAAGAAGAAGAUAAUGACGAGACGCAACAGAAAAUUUGGCUAGAUAGAGAACAAGAAAAGCAAUUAUCAGCUAUUCUAGAUAGGACGGAGGGAUGGAAGAAAUUGGCUGACUAUUUCAACUAUAAAUAUUUAAUGAAGACCUUUCAGCAAAGUUCGUCCAGUCCAACAUUACUUCUCCUGAAUUAUAUCACUAUACAAAGCGAUACGUCUCUUGAGCAACUGAAAAGUAUACUACACAAUAUAGGCGAAGAGGAAGGUUCUAUGUAUAUGAACGAAGUUUUAUCUAAAACAUUCAUGAAACGCGUGCUUUCAUCGUUCCGCUGUUAGGAAUCUGUGGAAGCCUAGUUUGGACAGAUCUAUACUGACAUAACGACCAUAAAGGAUCAACUCUGCUACUGCGCGU
Dinoponera quadriceps is the source of this 3048-nucleotide messenger RNA. It is a transcript of the gene Rel, whose product is annotated as nuclear factor NF-kappa-B p100 subunit. Gene Ontology annotation, molecular function: protein binding; DNA-binding transcription factor activity; DNA binding. Lineage: Eukaryota; Metazoa; Arthropoda; Insecta; Hymenoptera; Formicidae. The record is from RefSeq and is a predicted model, not a curated record. Gene Ontology annotation, biological process: inflammatory response; response to cytokine; canonical NF-kappaB signal transduction. Gene Ontology annotation, cellular component: cytoplasm. The coding region runs from base 186 to 2972 and encodes 928 amino acids. The transcript is spliced from 19 exons.